AUGGCGCGUAGGGCGCCGAGCGGGCGGGCCCCGGCCGCGGCUCCGGCUCCGUCCCGGCGGCUGGCACGGAGAGUCCUCGUCCUCUUCGCUCUCUCGCUGUCCUGCUCGUACCUCUGCUACAGCCUCCUGUGCUGCUGCGGCGGCUCCGCCGCGCCCCGCGCCCGCUGCCCGUCCGUCCGCGCCGCCGCCGCCAAGAAACUUCUGCAGCAGUCGCGGCCGUGCGGGCGGCCGCCCCCCGCCGAACCCCCCGCCCCGCCGGCCGGCAGCGCCCCGGGGGCGGCUCGCCCGGGGACCAAGCGCCUGCCGCGGGCCAUCGUGGUGGGCGUCAAGAAGGGCGGUACCCGCGCCGUGCUGGAGUUCAUCCGGGUGCACCCCGACGUGCGCGCGCUGGGCACCGAGCCCCACUUCUUCGACAGGAACUAUCACCGCGGGCUGGAGUGGUACAGGAGCCUGAUGCCACGGACGCUGGACAGCCAGAUCACGGUGGAGAAGACCCCCAGCUACUUUGUCACCAAAGAGGCCCCACGGCGGAUCUUCAACAUGUCCCGGGAGACGAAGCUGAUCGUGGUGGUGCGGAACCCGGUCACCAGGGCCAUCUCAGACUACACACAGACACUCUCCAAGAAGCCAGACAUCCCCACCUUCGAGGGGCUGACCUUCCGAAACCGCAGCCUGGGGCUGGUGGACACCUCCUGGAACGCCAUCCGCAUCGGGAUGUACGCCGUGCACCUGGAGAGCUGGCUCCAGUACUUCCCCCUCUCCCAGAUCCACUUUGUCAGUGGGGAGAAGCUCAUCACAGAUCCAGCCGGGGAGAUGGGCAAAGUCCAGGACUUCCUGGGCAUUAAACGGGUUAUCACGGACAAGCACUUCUACUUCAACAAGACAAAAGGCUUUCCGUGCCUGAAGAAGUCGGAGAGCAGUGGCUUGCCUCGCUGCCUGGGCAAGUCCAAGGGCAGGACUCAUGUGCAGAUAGACCCCGAGGUGAUCGAGCAGCUUCGGGACUUUUAUAGACCUUAUAAUAUCAAAUUCUAUGAAACAGUUGGGCAGGACUUCAGGUGGGAAUAAGGGCCUGGGAGCAGAGCUGCAGUGACAUUAGGCUGCAGUCUUCCAUGAGGGGGGCCCAAGAGAGCUGGGACCCCCCAGCUCGUCCUGCCCAGAACUGCGAGCAGAGGCAGGCGAGGGCUUCCCUGUCCCUUGGGAAUCAGCAGUGCUCUGGAGCCAAGACAAGGAAGACACAGAGUCCUGCUGCAGUCACCACGCUGAGGGAUGAGCAUGAGGGUGACCUGCCUGUCCCAGCAGGUCAGCAGCGCUGUGGCUUGUCCUGUGGGGUCCUGUUUGCUUUUAACACCACGUGGUCUGCAGGGCCACAGUGAUGGCCCCAUCCUGCAGCCUGUGCGCAGGCUGCUCCAAGCACAUCCCUCCUCUGUGUCCCAAAGCAGAUGGGUGCUCCUGGGCAGUGGCAGUGGGACUGUCCCCCCACGUCCUGGGCAGGCAGAGCUCUGGCCUCUCCGCUUUGCCUUCAUCACUUGCGCGCAGUGUGUACCCGUGAGGACAGUGAGAUGUAUCUGCUUGACAAAGAAGUCUAUGGAAAAUGUUGUACUGAUAUUUUGUCCUGUGAAUAAAGCACAGAAUCCUGCUGUUA
Empidonax traillii (willow flycatcher) is the source of this 1642-nucleotide messenger RNA. RefSeq names its product heparan sulfate-glucosamine 3-sulfotransferase 2 (gene HS3ST2). The transcript is spliced from 2 exons. The coding region runs from base 1 to 1065 and encodes 354 amino acids. The record is from RefSeq and is a predicted model, not a curated record. Gene Ontology annotation, molecular function: [heparan sulfate]-glucosamine 3-sulfotransferase activity. NCBI's taxonomy places the organism in Eukaryota, Metazoa, Chordata, Aves, Passeriformes, Tyrannidae.